UACUGUGGAUGCUGUCAGUGUAUAACAUAGCAGCAGGCUCGCACUGUAUGGUAAUGUAGCAGGAAGCAGUGCAGCUCAGAGCACACAGUGAGGGUGGAUCUCUACAGGAGCAAAGAUCUGUCAGCUUGCACAACCCACAUACAGCAGGGCUGGGAGAGAGCGAUGGAAGGAGCCGUGUGAUAUUAUAGCACAAUAAUCCUAAUUCUUUCUCUCCCUCUUACAUUUCCUUGCGCUCUCUCCUCCUAAUCUCCUCAGGAUUUGCAGCAGCCGUCGCCGGUGGCACACAGAGGGGACAGAGCUGUUUCUUUCCAGCCUCUCUCUCUGCUUGCAAAACAAAAGGCACUUCAGAGCCAGCAGGACAGGAUAUCAGCCCUGAUUGUGUGUGUGUGUGAGAGCGAGCGGGGAGCUUCUGCCAGACCGGAGGACCCUGGCUGGCUUAGAGCUGCAACUACCUGUCCCGUCAUCCGUACAUCCUCCGACUGACUGCACGGAUAGGCUGGCAAUGGGCGACAAAGGCACCAGAGUAUUUAAGAAAGCAAGUCCAAACGGGAAGCUCACGGUAUAUUUGGGGAAAAGAGACUUCGUCGAUCAUGUAGAUGUUGUGGACCCGGUCGAUGGAGUAGUGUUGGUAGACCCAGAAUACCUGAAGGAGAGGAAAGUGUUUGUGACGCUGACCUGCGCGUUUCGCUAUGGCAGAGAAGAUCUCGAUGUCCUCGGGUUGACGUUUCGGAAAGACCUCUUCGUAGCCAACAUUCAAGCUUUCCCGCCUGUCCCGGAAGAGAAGAAACCACUGACACGGCUGCAGGAACGUUUGAUCAAAAAGUUGGGCGAGCACGCUUACCCGUUCACCUUCGAGAUUCCACCAAAUCUCCCUUGUUCCGUCACACUUCAGCCCGGCCCGGAGGAUACAGGGAAGGCUUGCGGCGUGGACUAUGAAGUGAAGGCGUUCUGCGCGGAGACUCUGGAAGAGAAAACCCACAAAAGGAACUCGGUGCGUUUAGUAAUCAGAAAAGUUCAGUAUGCGCCAGAGAGGCCGGGACCGCAGCCGAUGGCAGAGACCACCAGGCAGUUCCUUAUGUCCGAUAAGCCGCUACACCUGGAGGCAUCCUUGGACAAAGAGAUAUAUUAUCACGGCGAGCCCAUAAAUGUCAAUGUACACGUCACCAACAACACAAACAAGACGGUGAAGAAGAUUAAAAUCUCAGUGCGCCAGUACGCCGACAUCUGUCUCUUCAACACCGCCCAGUACAAGUGCCCCGUGGCCGUGGAAGAAGCAGACAAUGACGUUGUAGCACCCAGCUCCACUUUCUGUAAGGUCUACACUCUGACUCCUUUCCUGGCCAACAACCGGGAGAAGCGCGGCCUAGCGCUAGACGGAAAACUGAAGCAUGAAGACACCAACCUAGCAUCCAGUACCCUGCUGAGAGACGGCGCCAACAAGGAGAUCCUGGGAAUCAUCGUCUCGUAUAAAGUGAAAGUAAAGCUGGUGGUGUCUCGGGGAGGCCUCCUGGGAGACCUUGCGUCCAGUGAUGUUGCUGUAGAACUGCCUUUUACUCUUAUGCAUCCGAAGCCCAAGGAGGAGCUGCUGCACAGGGAAGUUCCAGAGAAGGAAGCACCUAUAGAUACAAAUCUCAUAGAGUUUGAUACAAACGACGACGAUAUUGUUUUUGAAGACUUUGCUCGUCAGAGACUGAAAGGGAUGAAAGACGACAAAGAGGAGGAAGACGACGGAACAAACUCGCCUCCAGCCAACGACAGAUAAGCUGGGGUCGGCUUUACCUGAUCACGGUCUGACCCUUGUGGAUGGGGCGCCCUCAUUUCUACUCUAAAGAGCCUAAAAAAUAACACAGAUUCUGGCAGCCCUUGUAAUCUUUUACUGCUGUGCCAUACUUGUCACUCUGCAUCCUGCUAACUUCCUUCAGUUCCAGCUACACUAAUUUGACACAAAACCUGAGAAUUAAAGAGUACAAUCAUGACCUGUGCACCUAAUUACUGUACGUAAGGAGUACUUGUAGCACUUUUGUACUAACCAAGUCUUUUAUGAAUUUUGUAUAAUUACAGUAGUAUCAUACAAGUAUUUGUUACCGGAAAAACAAAAACGUACACUGCUAAAUCUACAUAGCUUUGGUGGAAUCCAAAAUCAAAAUCCAAUGUAUUUUGUACAAGGAAAAGCAAUCUUCACUGCUACUGUAUUGCAAUAUGUGGGUACAACUGGCGAGACCCAAUGGCACUUUAUAGCGUCCCCGUGUUCCUUACACGGAAACGUGAAAAUAAGGAAAGGGAUCCUUAUCUGAUAGUAAGAGGCACAUCCUCUGUCUAUUGCAGUAAUAAUUGAAAUAUUUGUCCCGCGCCAAAGAAUAUUCGCCUGUAGUCAUAAGUAUGCCACUAAAACGCUGAAUUUCCCUGGCGCAUAAUAUCUUUGCGAUCAAAUACAAGUGCUCUUUUUUUAACAGAGGGUGGGAUGUGUAACCGCGCUUGCACAAACAAUAAAUAUUUUUUUUCACUGUAUGCGGACAAUACAUUUUAAAACAUUUGUUUUUCCUUCACCGGGCCAAUUAGUAAAUUAUUUUUAGAAUUUAGAAUUUUUGGCGAACGAUAUACCGCACCAACAAAUCACGGCUACGAUAUUUUGUGUGAAUAGUAUUUACAUUUUUUGGUGUUUUGGAAGUGAGAACAUAAUGUGAUUCAAGCAAAGAUUUAUGCCGUAAUGGAAAGACCACUAAACACACUGUAGUUUAGCCAGAGAAUUUAGUAGUGAAGUAAAAGGGUUAUUUAUUUUAUUAUUAUCAUUAUUAUUUUUAUUAUAUAUGUGAACAUAGAAAUAGGAAAUUCAGGGUCACAAUUUUUAUUCAACGUGUGUAAAAAAAAAAAAAAAGUAAAUUUGUAUGAAAAUACAUGCGGCUGAUCCAUACUGUAGUCGUCUCAGUGCUGCUUUUGCGAAAUGUCUUAAUGUUCACGUUGUGGCUUGUGUUAUAGUUUAAUAUUUACAUGCAAAAAUGUAAUUACCAUUUUAGGAAUUAGCUUUUUUUUUAGUCUUUUUUUUAGGAAUUAGCUUUUUUUUUUUUUUUGGAAUCAGCAUUUUUCUUUUAAAGGAAUUUGUUAAUUUUCUUUUUUUUGUGGAGGGGGGGGGGGGGAGGAAUUACCUAUCUAUUUUUUUGUAGAGAAAUUUAAUUUAGUAUAAGUGCAGUUCUCCCAGUUCACACAUCUAUUUACAUACAGUAGAAGCUGCCUUGAUUUUUAAUCUUUUCAUCGCUGACCGCAUCCACUGUCACUCACUGUCACCGCCUUUUUGCUUGACACACAGUGCUUAUUGACUGCUUGGUAAUUUUAAUCCAAUGAUCCUAUGUAAAUAUUUAUCUUUGUAUAACGAGUAUUCAUUGACAUUUUUCAUGAGAUGGAUAAGAUGUAUAUUUAGUAAAAGUGAUCAUAACAUGUGAAUAUGUUUUAGUUCCAUCCCUGUUUUGUUUCAUUUUGUGUAUUGUUUUAUUCACACAGUGUUUUAUGAUACUACUGUACCCGUACUCCCGUUUUAAAAAGUAAAAAAAAGUUAAUUAAUGCAAGCACCUAAUUGACCCCUUAAGGUUUUUUUUUCUGUAUGUAAUUUGCUAAAUAAUUUAUUACUUGCUUUUUUUUUUUUUUUUUAAGUUGAAACAUGGAAAGUGUUGGAACCUAGAUUUAAAUAAGCAAGAGGUUAUAAAAUUGAAAUUAAUCUCAAUGAAAAUUAUCUACACUUUAUAAAAAAAAAAUUAAUGAAAUUAUAGAUAUAUCACAUAUCUGUUUUAUUUAUUCAGUAACACUGAUACAGUAAUAGUAGUAAAAAGAAGGAUUAAAUCCUUUGGAUUAAUUUCUGCAGAAAACUGUAAUAUUUGUGAAUUGGUUCCUUAACGAUUAUUUAGCGACAAUGUCCAGAUUAUGCAAAUGUGCCGUGACAGGAACCAAUCAGAUAUCCGCUUUAAUCUGUGCAGUGUAAACAAUACUAAGUAAGUAUCUCAUUGGUGAUGGAAUAUUCGUGUCAUGUAACUGACAGGGCUGUCUUAGCAGCAUUGUAGGCCCUGUGCAAAGCAAUGCACUGGGGCCCCUAACCACCUAAUCACGGGAAUAAAUCAUUAAAAAGAUCAUUGUUUAUCCGUCCUGCAGUCUGGCACAUGCUUCCUUACAUUGAAUGGCUGUUAGCACUCUGAUUAGUGGUUAGCUCCAGCCAUCCACCAAUCCGCAUGCUUACAGCCAUUCACUGUCUGGCUGCAGGCUAGGAGGCAGGUAGAGAAAUGCUGCACUCUGAUUGGCCUAGGCCACCCACACUCAACGGCCACUAGAAUCCUGAGGCCCUGGGAAGCUGCCCAAUGAGCCCAUACGUUAAGAUGGCCCUGGUUACUGAGCACAACUGUAUUUGAACCACAAAAAAUAAUAAUUAUGUUUUGGACAAGAAACGUAAUUUUUUUAAGUUGUUUUGUUGGAUUUUAGUCAUACAUACUUCUUACAUUUUGCUAAUAUUGUUGGAAAUUUGAAAAUGUCUGCAGUGUUUUCUGUUAAAAUCAUUCACAAUUAAUAUCAAUUACUGAGAAUAUCAUCCUGCACAUUAAAUACAUAUACUACUACUAAUAUACCUUUACACUGUAACUUUAAUAUAAUGCAUUCACAUAUUCAUUGUUGUUGAUGAAAAAAACUCGGAGGAACUGUUCCUAGAAGAGAGGAAUCUAUAUGACAAUAUUCAAAUUUGUUUUUCCUUCAGAUAAAUUUCAGAAAAACGAGACAGUUUAAGACCUCUUCUUCUUUGGGAUAGAGUCUCAUGUGAUUUUACAAAAUAUUACGUUAUUGCUGUAACCAGUAGUAAUGUGUUUGGAACAUUCUUGAGCAAAGGACAAAAGUCCUUCCCACGUUUCAUCCUUCGGGACCAGACUAGAUGACCCAAUAGAUCUUUAGUUGUGUCUGUUCUUGUAGCAGCCCAUAUUUGUCACGGUUGAACCAACAUUGUAGCAUAGCUAGACCUCAGUGAAGUCAGCUAAGAUAUCAGCAAAUCAUAUGUCAUUUGGAAUGUUAGAAAAUGAAGGCCAUCCUUAUCCUCAAGAGAUAAGUGUGAGGUCACCAGAAGACCAGGUAUUAUGAUAGUCUUCCAAUCUGUGAAGCAACCAGAUCAUCACGUUCAGGCCUCCUCAGACUGUAACAAAACUGGCCACAGGUCAAGAUGGACGCUGGGAUCACUGCAUAUGUAACCACUGACGGAGUUGGUGAGUUCUACAAUAGUUUCGGGGGCAAAAAUUGUGUGACACUGCUUAGAGCAUGCUCAGAAUGCAGAAAUAUUAAUUCUUGUGUCACCAGCGUCUUACAACCGAAUGGGGAGUGGAUGGCUCGGCGAAGGAUGGGGCAGUUCUACGUGACCAAUGGGGCGAGCUCAUGAAAUGCAAUUGUUUUAGAACUGGAAAGGCAAGGAACUAGACAGGAACAGACGGAUCAUUUUUGAGUCUGUGACACGUUCCUUCUGUAAAACACACAAUUGCAGAACUUGCAGAGAAGAAACAUAUGGAUGAAAAUGAUUUGGGGUGAGAUUUUAUCUUUUUUCAAGUGCAACUUACCCGCAUUUUGCUCCUCAAUCUGCAUCAGACUGCCUUAAAUUGGUGGUCAGAUGUUUUAGGAGUGAGGGUAUAAAGUACUUAAAGAACCCCUUCAUGUAACAUUUGGAACUUAUGAGUUCUUAGGGUUAUAUUUUUGAAAGAAAAUUUGAGGGAUACUAUCCCCCCCCCCCCUGAAGCCCACCACCCCAGCCAUUUUCAGGGAAUAUCUGCAAAUACUGUGGAUCCCUAGAAUGUAACGUGGAGGGACGGCAACAACAUCUGUCAAUAUCUUCUGCCCCCUCCAUUUCUGACUGCAAAGCAGCCCCCAAGAGUUAAGCUUUCACUCUUUGCUGGGACGGGCUCUUAUCAGAUCCCAUUUCCCGGCAGGAAGAUAUUGCUAAAUUCUAGAGAUGAGUGGGUUCGGUUUUACUCGGAUUUACUCGGUUCUCAAAAUCUUAUUGACUCACGAAUGUCACGUGUUUUGGAAAGCCAAUCAGAAAAAUCUGCAUAAAACCAAAUCGGCGUUGAUUCUGGUGUUACAUCCGAACCCGCUCAUCUCUACUAAAUUCCCAUGCAAAUGAACAUUUUCAUGUUGCAAAUUUGGGUGAAAAUGAUUUAUAACAUCCGCAUUAGAAAUGUGGAUUGUGAUAAAUCUGGCCUUCACCGCUUUGCGGUUGUCUUCAGCUGCCUUCACUGGUGGAUCCAUCUGCAAAUGUGCAGACACCCCUAGGGCUGCAUGGAAAUCCAUAUUAAUCUUUCACCCAUACAUUGCAUCACUGCGUAAGAACAUCACGUGCGGAGAAUUCCUGUAACAGCCAAGAAAAUGUCUCUGCUCAGAGUUCUGCGGAUAUAAUAGGUAAAAAAAUAACAUUUAGUAAAUUAGGGAUGAAUCUCUGUAACUGCACACAACACAAUAUUGCUUAGUAUUAUAUACAACAUAUGUGGUUCUAGCCUCACUGAGUAUUACUCGGCACAUUACUAACAGCACAACAGGAAAACCAGAGUGGCAAUUCUGGAUAAGACGUCGCUGUGGCGUCCGGGUGACGUCAGUACAUCCCUAACACGAUGCCUUCUCCCGGGUAGAGUGUAUUCUGUAUUAAACUGUAUCAUUUUCAAAUGUGAACACGUUAUGGUCGGAGUGUCUCUUUUUAGGAUGACGGCAUUCUCUCCGGAUUCCCACUGUGAAUAUGAAAAUGCUGCAUUGUUGUUUUUUUUUUUUUGUAAAACAUAAAAUAUAAAUACAUUUUAGAAUGAUGUUUUCGUACAUAAAGAUAGAGCUUAUAACGAGGAUGAGAAUAUUCUCCAUUUGCCGUCACUGUUGUCCAGGGAAGGUCUAUGGAAUAGUUUGCGGGAAUGUCUGACCUGACGCCGGUCUCUGUCUUACAGGAAAAUAAUACAAUUCAGUUUAAAUUAAAAAGCAACUCUGUGAAUUGAUUGGUUAAUGAGACUCUCUCUUCUGCAUGAGAGCUAUUAUCCGUCCUGUAGCCAAUGUCAGGUCUACAGUAACUAGGUCGACAUGUCUUUAAGGUCGACAGGGAUUCUAGGUCGAUUUGUUCUAGGUCGACAGGUCAAAAGGUUGAUAUGAAUUUUUCAAUUUUUUUUUUACUUUUUCAUACGUACCGAUCCACGUGGACUACGAUUGGGAAUAGUAACCAGUGCCGAGCGCAGCGGAAUCGGAGUGAGGCACCUUGCCUUCGCAUGGCGAGCGAAAAUGAGCCAUGCAAGGGGACACGGUGCACUAAUUGGGGUUCCCGGUCACUGUACGGAGAAAACAACACAAAAAACCAUGAAAAACUCAUGUCGAUCUUUUGACCCGUCGACCUAGAGACCCUGUUGACCCUGAAAACCUGUCGACCUAGUUACUGUCGACCAAUAGUGGUCAACCCAAACAUUGUCAACCUAGACUCAGUCGACCCUAUGAUGCACACCCCAAUAUCAGAGGUAGGAAUAUACUUUGGUAUAAUCCCAAUGUUUGCAAUUUACAUACAUUUGUGACUGAUAAUUUAGGAGUCUCUGAGACCACCUACCUUAUUCUACUGACCGGCCAUAACUGUUUGCCUUCAAUCCACCGUCAUUAACACCUUGUUGUAUUGGGAAUACCAUGAUAGCCGACAUUCACCAACAUAUAUAUAGAAAUGAACAGCAAAACAUGUUUCUAUCCUGAACAGUAUUAUUCUGUGCAAUACUCUUUGUAAAGUACUUUGUACGGUUAAUUAAUACAGCUUCUCAAUUCUCUAUGUUGUAACUAUGUUGUUUCAAUAUGUCAGGUAAUUCAAAUGAUUAUAGUUUAUUAAACUCAGAGUCAAAGUA
This is a messenger RNA of Pseudophryne corroboree (corroboree frog), 7859 nucleotides long. RefSeq names its product beta-arrestin-1. Bases 503 to 1762 code for a protein of 419 amino acids. Gene Ontology annotation, molecular function: G protein-coupled receptor binding. The record is from RefSeq and is a predicted model, not a curated record. Gene Ontology annotation, biological process: G protein-coupled receptor internalization; signal transduction; visual perception. Lineage: Eukaryota; Metazoa; Chordata; Amphibia; Anura; Myobatrachidae. The transcript has 16 exons.